UUAAUUCCUUCUUACUAGAAUGAGUGCCAAAAAAGCAAAAUUUCUACUAGAUAUUCGCGUAGAGAUAUCUGAUGCAUUCACUGAUGAAUAUGAUGUCUCAGUUAAAACUGAAGAUUUAUUUGAAGCUUAUUUAUUAAACAUUCGACAAAAUAGCAAUAAAAUCUUUACAAAAGAUAAAAAGACCAGAAAUGUUCAAAAGCAAACUAAGAAGAAAUUUUACAGUGGUCCUAGUGGACAUAAGCAAUAUGGAAAAAGUAUAAUAUUGACUAAAAGUGCAUCUGAAAUAAUUUCCAAUAUGAAAAACUGUUAUCUGGAACUUUACCUUAAAAGUAUAACCCGCUCAAACGGAUCAGUUGGAACAAUAUCCAUCCCCUGGACAAAAAGUUUUAUCUAUUACUUAAAAAAUAUAACAAUGCAUCCAAAGCUUCCACCAGUACUUCAUAAAGAAAAAUUUAAGGUUGCGAAUGCAAAAGAAAACAUUAGUUUGGGGUCACUGAAUGUUACAAUUAAACUUUUGUCUGUAGAGAGCAAUUUUUAUAAAUUUGUAUCCAGUUCACAAUAUAACAUAAAUAUGUAUAGACAUCUAUUUUCAAGUCCCAAAGUUUUGGAAAAUGUGAAUAGUAACAAAAUCGAGGAUUACAAGAAUGCGACAGAAAAUAAGAAUAUUAAAGCUGUUCCAAUAUCUUGCAAUAAUAUAUCUGAUACUACUUAUAAUAUUAUAGAAUCCACAGAAAAUAAUAUACCCCGACCUGCAAUCGAAACACAAAUAGAAAGUACUAAAGAUAUGAAGAACAUUACUGUAGAAAAUUCGACUAGCAAACCCAAUAAUAAUAAUAUUCUGUACAAAUUGAAUACAACUGACGAGAGAGCUUGGAAUGAAUGUAAUAAGCACAUCAAUUCAUCUUUUAGAGAUAGAACGUACCGCAUAAAUUAUGUAAUGUUUAAUAAAGACAAGACAAUUUUUCAAUCUGAAAAAGAAUCUACUGAUACAACGCCCAAUUCAUUUGGAGUAGAAGUAGCAAGUUGUCACGAUAUAUCUUGCCACACAAAGAUGAGGCAAAACGAAGCACCCAUUUAUGAUAAUUCGUUAGCUUUGGAUGUAUCAAAUUUGCACAAAAAAUGCUGCAGAGACAAUGAAAAUAAAAGUUCACCUAAUUUGAAUUUCGACGAACAUCCAUGUUAUUGCACUUGCGAAUGCAAAUAUGAGUUCAUAAGAGAAACUACAUAUUGUAAAAUCUGUAGAGGAUAUGAAAUUAUAGGUGAAGAGUUUGAUGAUGCGAGAGGACAAGACAUGCCAAUGCCGUGUCCUAUAUUUCAUAAGUUAGUUGAAAAAAAUAAAUUAAAAAGCAGGAGCUCAUCAGGGAGUUUACGACGCAGAAAAUUUGGAGUGGAUGGAAGCUCAAGGAGCGUAAAAAGCUCGAAAAGCUCAAAGAGCUCAACACCGAAGACCUCAGAGAAACGUCUCAAGGUGCCUGAAAAAAAAGUGGCCAAACGAAACCCCCAAAAAGAGGCCAAGAAGAAAAAAGUCGUCAAACUUAAACAAAUCGACUAUUCAUAUAAAACACCACACGCCGGUCACGGCGGUUGUGGCAUUCCUUGCAUGCGCAGUGCGAUAUUAAAGUGCAAUGUUCCUAAAGGUAUGGGUUGGUUUUGGACUGCUGACAAUAUUAAAGGAUUAAAGUAUCGUCCGACUUGGAGACCUGGCGCUGCAGAAAAACAUCUAGUUCAUUUGCUCCAAAUGGCUAGACAUCAUAAACAAAUUAUAAGUAAGAAGAAAAAGAAGGAAUUAGUAAAAUCUAAACGCCCGUUGAAAAGACCACUAUUAGUGGUGCAUAAAAAGGACGGCGAAUUUACCGUUACAAUGGAAACCAUGAAAGCAUCCACGAAACCUCGAGAAGUUUAUGAGCAUCCUUACGAGGAUAAACCUGUUUUAACCUAUACUAUAGGAAGAACGGACGAGGAAAACAAAGAACGAUUAAAUCAAAAACAAAGAAAACAGAGGCGAUUAGAACGAGAACAGCGGACAUACUUACAGAGUGCUUUCAAGAACAUGUGCCAAGAAAUAUGCUUGAAAACAUGUCAGCAAGCGCUCGGUAUACUGCCCGAAGCGGAAGACAAGCAGGGUCUCUGUUACGCGAACGCCACGUGGGUUGAACCAGAAGACCCGAAUCCAUCUUGUUCAUGUUCCGAUAAUUCGUUGAGCGUUUCUGACACUGAUUCCGAUGAGUGGAUAUUAGAAUUCACACCUCCGAACGCAUUUUUCGAUCCAUCACGUAAGGGAAAGAAAGUUGUAAGUUCCGAUAAGGACACUGAGUAUAUUUUACAGCAAAGUUAAUAUUAUAUUGUCAUAUUAUUGUCAGACGUUUAGUGGGAAAGAAUUUGAGAAACUGUGAGUGUUUAUAUUAUGUCGUAUCGCUUCAACACCUUAUGUCGCGCCGUCUUUUUUUAUCAUUAUCAUUUCCCAUUAGACAUUAUUGUGAGAGCAAUAAAAAUACAGUUU
Aricia agestis (brown argus) is the source of this 2500-nucleotide messenger RNA. RefSeq lists its product as uncharacterized. Lineage: Eukaryota; Metazoa; Arthropoda; Insecta; Lepidoptera; Lycaenidae. The record is from RefSeq and is a predicted model, not a curated record. The coding region runs from base 20 to 2335 and encodes 771 amino acids. The transcript has 3 exons.